CUCUCUCACACACAGACAUAAGUAGAAACAAUAAACCCUGAAACAGAGAGUUAAAAAGUUUUAAAGCAAAACACAAAUUUUGAGUGUGUUUUUAAUUUAUUGAGUGUCUCUAUCUCUUUGUACUUAAACAACAACCAACUUUAUUACACUACAUAACAUACACCCCCCCCCCCCCUAUCCACCACCUCCACUCCUCUCUUCACAAAUGAGAUAAAGGAGAAAUAAGAGUUCAGACAGAAACUCUCUCUCUCUCUAUACCCACAAAAUUAACAGAAAUUAUGAAUAAACAAGAUUUUAUGAAGCUUCAGACUUGUGUUCUGAAAGUAAAUGUACACUGUGAAGGCUGUAAGCAUAAAGUGAAAAAGCAGUUGCAGAAAAUCGAAGGAGUGUACUCUGUAAAAGCAGAUGUAGAACAGGGGAAAGUCACCGUCACAGGCAACGUCGACCCAGCCAUUCUCGUUAAGAAGCUGAGCAAAUCAGGGAAACACGCCGAGAUCAUAGGCGGUGGUGGAGGAGGAAAAGGUGGAAAAGAGAGCAACGGGAACGCCAAUGGCGGUGGUGGUGGUGGUGGUCAGAGUCAUGGACAUGGUCAACCUAUGCAGUUGACUCCUCAGCAGAUUCAACAAAUGAUGAUGAUGAAGGCUGCUCAAGCUGGUGGUGGUGGGAAGGAUAUGAAGAUGAUGAUGCCUCCUGUGGCAUCUAAGGAUCAGAAGAAGUCUAUUAAGUUCGAGGAAGAGGAAGAUGACGAUGAGUUUAGUGAUGAUGAUUAUGAUGAUGAUGAGGAGUUUAGUGAAGAUGAUUACGAUGACGAUGAGUUCGAUGAUGAAGAUGAGGAUGAUGAUGAAAUGGGAGGACAUGGUCACAUGCCUCCUAAUAAGAUGACGAUGAUGCCUAACAAGAUGCCUCAAAUGGGUGGUGGCGGUGGAGCUAAGGGACCUAAUGAGAUUAUGAUGAUGAUGAAUGGUCUCAAAGCCGGUGGUGGUGGUGGUGGUGGCGGUGGCGGUGGCGGAGGAGGCGGUGGUGGGUUUGAGAUUCCGGUGAAAAUGAAGGGAAUGGGUGAGGGUAAAAUGGGAAAAGAAGAUAAAGAGAACAAAGGAGGUGGGGGUAAAACCGGAAAAGCAGAUGCUAAAACCGGUGGUGGCCUUCUAGGUUUUUUCAAAAAGGGUAAAAGUGAGAAGGGAGGUGGUAAGAAAGGAGACGGUGGUGGUGAUAAGGUGAAGUCCUCCGGUGGUGGGGGAGGAGGAGGAGGUGAAGUUCAUCAUUAUGAUGAUGGGCCUAAAAAGGGAGGAGGCAAGUCGAAAGGAGGAGCCCAUGAUAUCGAUGAGCUCAUGAAACAAAUCAAAGCAGGUGGAGGAGCUAACAAGGGCAAUCAUAAUCAUAGUGCCAAGGGGAUGGGUGGCCCAAUGGGUCAAGGUGUUCCAAUUGGUAUGAUGGGUCCAAUGGGACACCAAGGCGGCGGUGCUUUCCCUGCGGUUCAAGGCUUACCGAUGAGUGGAGGCGGAGGAUAUUAUCCACCACCGCCUCAGGCAAUGAACCAACAACAAUAUAUGGAAAUGAUGAUGCAACAACAAGCUGCAGCUUAUGGAGGAUAUGGUGGUGGUCAUGGUGGAGACAUGUACCAUCCGAUGAUGUAUGCUCGGCCUUAUCCGGCAGUGAAUUAUGCUCAUCCACCGCCAAUGCCACCUCCACACUCGGGUCCUUAUACUGAUAUGUUCAGCGAUGAGAAUCCUGCUGGUUGUAGUAUCAUGUGAUCUUUUGUAAUAUGGUAAUUACAAAAUGAAUAUGAAUAUGUUUGUCUAAGAAGUCUUAUGUUUUUUUUUUGGGGCUGUCUUUCUCUUUUGUAACUCAGUCGAGUAAUGGCAACAAAAUGUGCUUUGAUUUGGUUAGUGGGAAUGAUGUUUGUAGUAUCUCUAUUUCUGAAAAAGAUAUGAUUACAAUA
Molecule: messenger RNA, 1939 nt
Organism: Brassica oleracea var. oleracea
Lineage: Eukaryota; Viridiplantae; Streptophyta; Magnoliopsida; Brassicales; Brassicaceae
Product: AT-rich interactive domain-containing protein 1B-like
Exons: 3
Coding region: 279-1751 (490 amino acids)
Molecular function (GO): metal ion binding
Source: RefSeq, a predicted model, not a curated record